Molecule: messenger RNA, 2943 nt
Organism: Toxotes jaculatrix (banded archerfish)
Lineage: Eukaryota; Metazoa; Chordata; Actinopteri; Toxotidae
Gene: sycp1
Product: synaptonemal complex protein 1
Exons: 32
Biological process (GO): lateral element assembly; meiotic DNA repair synthesis; chiasma assembly
Cellular component (GO): transverse filament; central element; synaptonemal complex
Molecular function (GO): double-stranded DNA binding
Source: RefSeq, a predicted model, not a curated record
AUGGAGAAAGACCGGCGUUUUAACUUCAAACUGUUGGUGCCCCCCAGGGUGAAUACCAGUCAGGUAUCUGCCGUUAGACCUCAGGAAAUCAUUAAGAACUCUGGUGGUUUCAUGAAUACAUUGCAACAGGGUUACACUAUGGGUUUUGACAAAGAGCGAAACCCACCUUUCCCCAAUACAAGCAUGGUUACACCAAGUAAACCAACCAGACAAGACCUUCCAAAGAUGACAGUGGUGCCACCAAUGGAAAAAGAUGAGAAUAAUUGCAGUCCUGUACGGCUUUAUUCCAAGCUGUUUGAUGAAGUUGAGAAAAUUAAGAGUUGGAAGGUCAACAUAGACUCUGACAUUGUGCAAAAGGAAAGAAGACUCCAAGAUAACAAAAGAACAAUAGAAACUCAGCGCAAAGCCAUUCAGGAAUUACAGUUUGGAAAUGAAAGUCUCAGUGUAAAGCUGGAGGAACAGAUCAGUGAAAAUGAGGAUUUGAAAAACAAAAACAACGCAACCAGGAACUUGUGUAAUAUUCUCAAAGAUACUUUUCAGCGGUCAUCUGAGAAAAUGCAUCUGUUUGAUUCCGAAAGAGAGGAAACACAUCACCUCUUCAUGGAAAAUAGUGAAAGUAUUCAGAAACUGAUUGCAGCAUUUGAAAGCCUACGCAUUAGAGUAGAGGCUGAUCAACAAGAGAUGCAGAAAGUGAAAGAGGGCUUGCUGCAAUUCGAGGAACUAAAAGAGAAAUAUCAUCAAGAAUAUGACCUGAAGGAGGAAGAGGUUGCAGGGCUUCAGAAAAAACUUAAGAAUAAGGAUAAUGAACUACAAAAAAUCGUGCUUGAUCUCCUUGAAACCCAAAAGCAUUGCAAACAGCUUCAAGAGGCAACAAAUCAACAGAAUGAACUUCUCAAAUGCUCAAAAACUGAACAGGACUCCCUUCUUAAAAAGUUGCACAUUGCUGAGCAGCACUGUGAAGAAACCCAGAAAAGCCACAAAGCUAUCGCUGCAGCCUUGGAACAAAGUAAAGAAGAACAUGCUCAGAUCAUCCAAAGCAAAGACUUAAGCAUACAUGAGCUCUCCAGAGCUGGAAAUCAACAAGCAGAGAAGCUUCAGACAGCCAUUCAGGAGCUACAGAAUUCAUUAGCCCUAGAGAUACAGAGAGCCCAAGAACUUCAGGAUAAACUCAUGGCAAACAACGAGGAACUUGAAAGGAGAAACACACUUUUACGAGAGACCAUCGAGCAGAAUGCAAAGAAAGAGGGGCAGAUCAAAAUCCUUGCAAAUGAACUGGACAUAAAAUCAAAAUCCAUUGAGUCCAUGAAGGGUAAGAUUGAUAUAAGUGAAGUCAGACUGGAGGAACUCACAGCUAAGCUUUCAAGGAAAACUGAAGAAGUCCAGCUAUUUAAGAAUGAAGCAGAGAUGGCCUCUGCUGAAAAUGAUCUACUGAAGAAGGCUUGUGAAGCUGCUGAAAAAGCACAAGAAGAUUUGAAAGAGAACUAUGCUGUGACUGAGAUCAAAGUGCAGGAGCUAGAGGGAGAAUUGUUUAGUGAAAUGAGGAAAAAUAAAGAAAAGGUUGUGAAGCUGACAAAAGAAAUUCAAAGACUCGAAGAAGAAAACCAAUGUUUACGAGAGGAAGUAAACUCCAUUAAAACGAAAAUCCAAGGGAAAUGUCAUGAAACCGAGACACUGCAGAAGAAAAUGGAAGAAAGCUGGGAACAUCUGCAUGAGAAAAUUACAGAAAAAGAAAAACUAAUCAAAUAUGUGGAAACAAAGCUGUGCAAUCUCAGGAAAAAAUUUGAAAUUAAACUUAAAGCCCAGGAGGAAUACCGAAAGGAGAAUAAAAUACUUAAGAAACAAAUAGCAAAGGAGACUGCAAACUCCAGUCAACUUGAAAAUGUGAUUAGCAGUCUUCACAAGGAGUUCCAGAGCCUUAAAAGACUAAACGAGGAAGGCCAUCAGAAACUGCUUAAGGAUCUUGAGUACAAAUCAACCUUUGCAGCAGAGUGUGAAAAUGAGGUACAAAAGCUCAGAUUAACAGCAGCAGAGGCCAUCAAGAACAAGGAGGAUGCAGAACUCAAGUGUCAACACAAGAUAGCAGAUAUGGUCGCAUUGAUGGAGAAACACAAGAGCCAGUAUGACCGGAUGGUUGAAGAAAAGGAUGCAGAGCUCGAUGAGAACAAGAAGAGAGAGGCAGAAGCUGUUGCCCAUACUAAAUCACUGGAGUUGGAACUCUUGAAGCACAGGACAGAAAAUGAUCAGCUAAAGAAACAGCUGAAGACAGAAACAACAAAGAUGGAAAACCUACAGAAGGAGCUAACUGAUUUGAAGAAAGAAAUGUCAUCAAUGAAAAUCACUCAGGUGUCAGGAGCAGCGAACAAGCAGUAACCUGCCUCAAACUAUAAACAGGGAACAUGUUCAGAGACUCCAAAAGAGGGUUCUUCAAAGAGACUCAUGUUUGACUUCUCAAAGGCCAGGACAACUCCCUCCUACAAAUAUGGAGGUGCUGCAGCAAUGAAGCACACUGAAUCUGUCACUGAAUCCAUCAGAACACCAUGUGGAACAACACCAAAGACCAAGGGUGUUUGCAGUGAAGACCUGAAAACCCCAAGAAGUAUUACACAUAGUUUUGUGGGAACAUCAAAGAUCAAAUCCUACAGAAUAAGGACACCGCCUUCUGGUGAAAAAGUAUCACCCUGGGGGAAGGGCACCAUUGAGCUUGACCCCAAGUCUGACAGCUCUGAUCAAAAUGAUCUCCUGACCUUUGCAAAUGUACCCGCACCCAGUUUUUGUGCUCCACACGGGAAAAUCCAUGCCUUCAAAAAGAGCCCUGUCACUCAUAAAUCACCAGGGAACACCUUGAAACUAGCUGCAAUUAAAAGGAUGAGAGAUGCUGGUUGGACAGCAGUUACUGGCUCUGAUAAGAAAAAGAAGAAGAACAAUGAGAAGAUCUUUGCAUAA